AUGCCGAAGCCUUCUCAAGGAUGCCCCAAUCCUUUAUUCAAACGCUGGCUGGAAGAAUGGCGGGACCAGGCCGCCGAGCGCGGGCGCGUUAGGCUCCAACGGGCUUAUGAAAGGGCACUGAGCUCCCUCCACAAGUAUCCGCUCCCUCUGAGCAGUGGGCGUGAGGCCCGGAUUCUGCAGUGCUUUGGGGAGCACAUCUGCCGCCAGUUAGAUGAGCAGCUGGAAAAGCACCGCCACACACAGGAGGAUCUGGUGGCCCCAACUACCUCUGGGAGUGUGCAAGAAGACUGUGACCCUUCCAGUAACAAAGAUGUACUGGCCAGUGACAUCCCAGUAAUUCUGCCUGCCUCAUGUUCUAUCGAGCCAGACCAGCUUCAAGGGCAGCACUUAAAGAAAACCAAGCCUGUGUCACACCGCCGUGCCCGUGGCUACUUCCCAGCUCAGCGGUCUGGGGCCUGUGCCGUGUUGGUGGCUCUCUACCAGGACUGCACUAGUCCUCACACUCGCGGAUACCUGACGAAGUCGGAGCUGCAGCGAGCAGCCCAGCCACUGUGUGAUAAAUCUUUCUUUCUGGCUGGUCCUGGGAGUAAGAUCACGGCCUGGUCGGCAGUCAGCACUUUGAUUCGCAAGGAGCUAGUCCUCAAGACCAAUAUCCCAGCUAGGUAUUCUCUAACAGAGACUGGGCUCGCCUUGGCCAAGGAGCUGUUCGCCUUGGGAAAGCCGCCUCUUUCGCAAGAUAAUGACCUCGGCCACCCCGCUGCUGGAACUGAAGAGCCCUUAGUGGAUUCAGAGGGAGAUGACGGGCGGUGCUCAGACCAAGACGCCACUCUUGAGUGACCAAGAGCAGAGGCGUUUAAGCCCCUGUUUACUUUUCACCCCAGACAAUUUGAUGUUAUUCUGUGUGUGGAUUUCAUUGAAACCACAGGGGGCCCCACAUCCCGCAAACGAGACUUGGUGAAUGAACUCGAGCGAAACGGGGUUCCUUUCAGCAUCCGGAAGCUUCAUGUUGGAGAUUUCCUCUGGGUUGCCAGGGAGAGGCACUCUCCAGUUGCAGGGCAGCUGCAAGCACUGACAGCUCAGGAGCUGGUGCUGGACUAUGUGGUGGAACGGAAACGGAUGCCGGAUUUGUGUGGCAGCAUCAUCGACGGCCGUUUUCGUGAGCAGAAGUUCCGUCUGCGGCAGUGUGGCAUUUCCCACCCCAUCUACCUGGUCGAAGACUCAGGCUCUGUGCAACACCUCAGCCUCCCCGAAAAGACUCUGCAGCAAGCAAUCACCAACACCCAGGUGGUAGACGGCUUCUUUGUCAAACGCACCCAUGAUAUUCGGGAAUCAGCUGCAUAUCUGACUAUUAUGACGCGUCACCUGACUAAGUUGUACGGGGACAAAACCCUUCUGAGUUGUACCAAGGAGGAGUUGGAGCGUGAGCGCCCCCUGCAGCCCAGGAAUGACUCCUGCAUGCUCCUGACCUUUGCUGAGUUUAAUGAGGGAGCCGUGAAGAACAAGCCCCAGACAGUGAGUGAGGUCUUUGCUCGGCAGCUCAUGCAAAUCAGUGGCAUCAGUGGAGAGAAAGCAGCUGCCAUCCUGGAGCGAUACAAGACGCCAGCCAGCCUUCUAGCUGCCUACACCACCUGUACAACUGCACAGGAGAAAGAGCAGCUGCUCAGUGGCAUCAGAUGUGGCAAGCUGCAGAGGAACUUGGGUCCUGCUCUGAGCAAAACCUUGGCACAGUUGUACUGUAUCCCAGGCCCUCUGCCUUGA
Euleptes europaea (tarantolino) is the source of this 1758-nucleotide messenger RNA. RefSeq names its product MUS81 structure-specific endonuclease subunit (gene MUS81). Gene Ontology annotation, molecular function: 3'-flap endonuclease activity; DNA binding; crossover junction DNA endonuclease activity. Lineage: Eukaryota; Metazoa; Chordata; Lepidosauria; Squamata; Sphaerodactylidae. The record is from RefSeq and is a predicted model, not a curated record. Gene Ontology annotation, cellular component: nucleus; Holliday junction resolvase complex. The transcript is spliced from 16 exons. Gene Ontology annotation, biological process: DNA catabolic process; resolution of meiotic recombination intermediates; double-strand break repair via break-induced replication.